Molecule: messenger RNA, 945 nt
Organism: Dufourea novaeangliae
Lineage: Eukaryota; Metazoa; Arthropoda; Insecta; Hymenoptera; Halictidae
Gene: Tsp66E
Product: tetraspanin-1
Exons: 9
Coding region: 133-945 (270 amino acids)
Cellular component (GO): membrane
Source: RefSeq, a predicted model, not a curated record
UGACAAACAGUGAGGUUGUGUGAAGUGCGUUGAUUCCAUCACUCUCGAAGCCUCGUGGAAUUUCUGUUGCCGGAGGAUCCUAGGCGCAGCAUCGUAAACAUUACCGGUAGAAGAUAAGCGAACGGAAGCAAAAUGGCGUGCGCAUCACAGUGCGCCAAGUAUUUUCUCUGUUUCUUCAAUUUCAUUUUCUUCGUGGCCGGAGGAGCCGCGUUGGCCGUUGGGAUCUGGCUCUGUGCCGACAGCAAUUCUUUUGCUGAUCUCAUAAGCAAGCUCGACCAGUCGAAUAUUCUGAACAAAACGGAUGCAGAUGUCAUCAAAGUGAUAUCUUACAUCCUGAUUGUGGCUGGAGCACUGACGUUUCUAAUCAGUUUCUUAGGGUAUUGCGGAGCAAUGUUCGAAUCGCGAUGUCUUCUCUGUGUUUAUGGUAUCCUUAUUCUGCUGGUCCUAAUUCUGGAGUGUGUUGUAGUGGGUCUGGCCUUUGGACUGAAAGGAGACGCAGAGCAGAGCACGAAAAGUUUCCUCAAGUCAACAAUAAAAUACUAUGCCAGUAACAUCGACAAAGCAGAUACAAUUACAGUUGCUUGGGAUGGCAUAAUGACACAGCUUCACUGCUGUGGCGUAGAUAAUUAUUUGGACUUCAGAGAGAGUCAAAACUGGACGACUACAGACAAAAUUAUCCCCGAAGCAUGUUGCAUAAAAGAAAACAAUGCUUUGAAGGACCCUUCUUGUCCUAUCAGCCCCACUUCCAGUAAUUCUUAUUUUAAUAAGGGCUGUUACGAAGCAAUAAUGAGGACAAUUGACGAAAAUACAGCUAUAGUAAUUGGGAUGGCGGCAGGAUUGGGAUUUAUCGAAAUUCUGGUCAUUAUUUUAGCCCUGCAUUUGGCUUGUUGUCACUGGCGGCCACAGCAUGCUUGCAUCGACGUGUCGUCGAGACAGGCCUGGUGA